Musa acuminata subsp. malaccensis (wild Malaysian banana) is the source of this 724-nucleotide messenger RNA. Its product is annotated as style cell-cycle inhibitor 1-A. The record is from RefSeq and is a predicted model, not a curated record. NCBI's taxonomy places the organism in Eukaryota, Viridiplantae, Streptophyta, Magnoliopsida, Zingiberales, Musaceae.
CAGAUGAACUCCUGGGUCACGCGAUUCGGCAUAGGUUCGGUUGGAGGUAGCGGGGGACGACAUGGGCGGCGAGGAGAAGUCGCGGCGACGACGGCGGCACUCUCGGUCUCCUUCUUCUUCCCCUUCCUCGCUAGAUGAGGAGGAGACGAGCCGAAAGCGCCGGAAGAGAGACGGACGGGAAAAGAAGAGCCGGAAGGACGAGAGUCGUAGUAAGGAGAGGAAGAAGGAGAAGAAGCGUGACGAGUCGCCCGAGCAUUCCAAAAGUCGUGAUGGGAAAGAAAAGAAAUCGAAGGAGAAGCACAAGCGUAGAAGAAAGGAGAUGGGUUCGUUUGAAGAGCUUUCCAAGGAUGACUAUUUUGCCAAGAACAAUGAGUUCGCGACCUGGUUGAAGGAAGAGAGAGGCAUAUAUUUCUCUGAGCUAUCGUCGGACGCAGCAAGGGAGCUGUUUUCAGGGUUUAUCAAAGAGUGGAACAGUGGAAAAUUGCAGCCGGUGUAUUAUGAGGGCAUUGCUAGCGGACCCCGGACAGCUCAUAACUGGAGGAUUAAACAUGAAAAAUAGGCCGUGAGAUCCAUGGAUGAAUCUUUGAAGCUUCAAAGUGCCGAAUCUCUACCUUUUUUGUUGCUCCUAUUGCUGUGUAAGCGCUUAGUGACAUCUAGUGUGCUUGUUUCUGUAACCAAACACAUUUUCUCUUCCAGUUAAUAGAUAUGUUGUUUUGAUUCACAA